This is a messenger RNA of Hydatigera taeniaeformis, 2760 nucleotides long. The record is from the annotation of a GenBank genome assembly. Lineage: Eukaryota; Metazoa; Platyhelminthes; Cestoda; Cyclophyllidea; Taeniidae.
GCAUCGAGAAACCCGGGUCGAAGGCCCCAAAGAACCAUCACAUAUGCGGAUGAAAGGUCAUCCGCCGUAGGUUCAGCCAGUCUAAAUAAUAGACGACGUCGAUCGAAUCGGCGUUAUCCAGCCGGCUCCACUAGGCAGAGAAGUGACAAUCGGAAACGCAUUUUACAGAACGCCAUAAGAGAUAUAUACCAGUUCAUUAGGAAACGCCAUUUAUUGGCUAAAUGGAAUCGAGUUGGCGUUUUGUAUCGCAGGAAUGAUGCCCUCAUUGAUAAACAGCUUAAGGAAGCUGCAAAUCGUAAUUGGAAGAACUUAAGUGUGUCGAUUAAUGGAGUUUCUUCUAAUGCGUUAUUGCUGGCGGCACCAGUUGAAAUUCCCCAGUUGUACAGUCAGUUGGGCCGAUUUGAAGCUAAGAUAAAUGGAUACGUUGCCCGUGUUGGCGUAUCCAUAAUUCCUCCUGUGGAUCCCGUUCCUGCUAUGUCCAGUUGGGCACCCGUGCAGCUGAAUUAUUCCGUGGAGGACGAGCCUGUACUUAAUCAUUUACCGUACAUGGGAGAAGAACAGGCUCAAGAUGAUGUCUUUUUGGAAGAGCUACUCAACAACUAUGAUGGGCGUCUACAUGGGAAUUUUCCUUUUGAUUUUGAGUCGCAUCUGACCGUGGAGCUGGUUGACACCGUACAUUCCAAAUGGGCAACCUUGCCUAAUACUGAAGUCGUUGAAAGUCCAAAGUCCUUACAUUAUGAUUGUGAAGGGGAUUCUCUGGAGAAGGAGCUCUGUGAACAGUUGGCGGUUGAAAAUCCGGACAACGUUGUUCAGGAAGGUUGUCAGAAUGAAGUCAGUGCUGUUUCUUACAAGUCAAAAUUGUCCAAUUUUGCCUCAAAUCCUUUCAAAUGCUCUUCGAGUUCUCCGAAGAAUUCUGCCGUGGCAGUGGAUGCUCCUGCUGAUUCGAAUGUUUCGCGAAUUUCAUCGGAUUCAGGUGUCUCUGAUUCCGUUUUCAAGGCAAUUGCCUUGACAUUCGGAUCCGUUGAAGAUUCAAAUAAGCUUCAGGUCCAUUACUGCGAAAUGAAAAAUGCUGGGAACAACUCAGUCCCAUCCGAAUCUGGCACACCAUCAUGCCCGAAUUUGGAUGACCCUAUUGAAGUGAAGGAAGUUUGUGAGCGAGAGCAAAAGCGACCUUCUCGGCAUGAUGCUCUGCACACAUUUCGUGCCCUCUUCUGCAGACGUUGCUUCAAAUACGACUGUGCUCUUCAUCCCUACAAGUCCACACAAACCAUGUGGAGUCACCGGUGGCCUGUGAAGUCGUGGGCAUGCUCAAAUCUUCCUCUUUGUGGUCCCAAUUGUGUUCGUGCACUUCGUAGUGCAGGAACAGAAAACGCGGGAAAGGAAUGCAAAGUUAAGGAAGGUGAUAAAGAACCGGAGUGGGAAAUCUCUGAGCAGACACUUUUUGAAGUUCUUGCCCCUAUAUAUGUUCCUUUCGGUCAACCGAGUUUCCAUAACCAUAAUUGGUGCUGCGUCCUUUCGGGUUUUAUCAAAACUCGAACUUGUAAGGAGGUACUUCGUUAUUGCGAAAGUAAAAUAUCAAAAGAUCCCUUUCUUCUGUUUGGUCAUGAUGCGGGUCAAUCACGCCUUGUUAAUCAGUAUAAUGACGAGGUCUCCAUUCCAAGCCUCCGUAAUGGGAAACGUUUUUUUGGCGACGCCAACUCUGACUUUGAUGAUCUAAUCUCGGAUGAUGAAGAUGGGGUAGGAGCGAAUGGGGAUCUUGUUGGAUUCUUGGUUGGAGGAAAAAAAAAGCGGAGGAAGGCUAAACGGUCGCGCACCUCCCUUGUAAAGCAUCCUUUUGCCUCACGCCGCUUCGGCUCCGUAAACGAGACCAGUGACCCACCUCCUGGUCACAUGGGUAAGACAGAACUGACCACUGGAUGCCUUUCCAACUACUUUCAGCCCUGCGAUCAUCCUGGCUCCAGAUGUAACGAGUCUUGCAGCUGCAAAAAAGCCGGCAACUUUUGUGAGAAGUUUUGCCAAUGUCCAGUCGACUGUUCCAAUCGAUUCACGGGUUGCCGGUGUCGUGGUCAAUGCAACUCACGUGUGUGUCCUUGCGUGCUGGCCAUUCGUGAAUGCGACCCUGACCUUUGUCAUUCCUGUGGUGCGGGCACAUCCAGGCAGCCUGUGGUGGCAACCCAUGAAACUGCUCUAAAUGUUGACGAUAAUGGCAAUAGUAGCUCAGGUCUAACCCAUGCAAUCACCUGCCGCAAUGUUGCCAUUCAAAGGGGUCUGCGCAAACAUCUCCUCAUGGCGAGCUCUGAUGUUGCUGGAUGGGGAAUAUUUAUGAAGGAUGGUGCGGAAAAAAAUGAGUUUAUCUACGAGUAUUGCGGAGAGAUAAUCAGUCAAGACGAGGCGGAGCGACGAGGCAAGAUCUAUGAUCGUACCAUGUGCAGCUUUCUGUUCAAUCUUAACCGUCAAUUUGCUGUGGACGCUAUGCGCAAAGGAAAUAAAAUUAGAUUUGCCAAUCACUCCAUUAAUCCUAAUUGCUAUGCUAAGGUGUUGAUGGUGAACGGAGACCAUCGUAUCGGGAUUUUCGCGAAACGGGCCGUCCAACCGGGCGAGGAGCUUUUCUUCGACUACAGGUAUGGUCCUACGCAUCAACUGAAGUACGUGGGCAUCGAAAGGGACGAUGAGAUGGCGGUAGCUACCCAGGCUGCAGCCGUCGCUCUUAUCGAUGGCGGAAUCAGUUCGGGCUUUGCGCCCUACGCUACAAACGGCUGA